UUUGGAAUGAACAAGGAAGAUGGUCGUGGCUGUGACACUUGCACUUUUAUUUCUACCAAUUGCUUUCCUGGUUGUUGCUCAAGUACCUUCACCUUCUGAAGACCCUGAACUGUUGUCAUUAGCGAGUGGGGCGGUGGACGCUGUGUUGUCAAGAGUGUCUCGGCAAAACUGUUCCGUCCUGCUACUCACUGACGGCACCACGUCGUCCACCACUGUCCUCAGAGAUUUGGGUCAGCUGGUGGCCCCCUGGGGUGUGGGGGUGUUCGAGGUAGCAGUGGACGGCCAGGACGCUAACGUGACGCAGGCGCAGCUCUCCUGGGUGGUCGACAAGGCUCGGCGGCUGCGGCAGGUGUCAUGGUGCGUGACGAUGGUGGUGGUGAGCGACGACCCAGCCUUCCUCGCCGCCUUCGCCGAGUGGUCCCUCAAGGGCCGCCUCCUGGUGUGGUCGACGAGGCUCCUCGCCGUCACCCGCCUGUCCCUCCCGGAGCUCCACCACCUACACAAGUUACUCUCCAUGACCAACUCCAUGUUGUUGAUAGUGGAAAACAACUCACGACCAAUAAGAUGUAGUAUAAUUAUCAAAUUACCAUUUCUGCAACACGAUACACAACUGAUGCAAGUUGCUUCGUGGACUCAGCAACAAGACUUAAAAUUCGGUGGACAUCUUCCACUUUUUCCUGAAAAAUUCUCCAAAUUCCCCCAUCGACCGACAUUUAUCAUACCGAUUGUAGAAGGAGUACUCACAAAAACUGUGUGGCAGGGCAAUGAGAGUUAUCCAGAGGGGAGGAGACUUGCAGUUCUUGGUCCCAUGAAGCAUAUAAUAGAAUAUGUCUCGCAAGGACUAAAUUUCUCGAUGCACACUUCUCCAUAG
Messenger RNA from Homarus americanus (American lobster), 871 nucleotides. RefSeq lists its product as uncharacterized. Lineage: Eukaryota; Metazoa; Arthropoda; Malacostraca; Decapoda; Nephropidae. The transcript has 7 exons. The record is from RefSeq and is a predicted model, not a curated record. Bases 20 to 871 code for a protein of 283 amino acids.